Messenger RNA from Cucurbita maxima (winter squash), 1524 nucleotides. RefSeq names its product carbon catabolite repressor protein 4 homolog 3. The transcript has 13 exons. The record is from RefSeq and is a predicted model, not a curated record. Gene Ontology annotation, molecular function: 3'-5'-RNA exonuclease activity. Bases 36 to 1310 code for a protein of 424 amino acids. Lineage: Eukaryota; Viridiplantae; Streptophyta; Magnoliopsida; Cucurbitales; Cucurbitaceae.
UUUCGUCGUUGUGGCUGUUGCUGUGGCGCGCUUCCAUGGCCACUACCUUCCUCAGCUGCUGCCCGUUCGUUCGCCACCACUCUCAUUUUCGCAAGUCCUCCUCCUUUUGCUGCUCCAACGAUGCCGAGGCUUCAUCGACGUCGUCACUACCGAAAUCAACUAGGUGCUCUUACACCCGUCGAUGGUACAACCCCUCCAUCCGAAGGAAAUUGAACGAAGGUGUUGAAAUUGUGCGCCAUUGGAUUGAGGCGGAUCAACCUUCCACUUCUGAAGAAAAAUUUAGUGUAGUGUCAUACAACAUAUUGGCGGAAAGAAAUGCAUGGAAACACAGGGGUUUAUACACCAACGUUCCUUUACCGUAUUUGAAAUGGAACCACCGUAAGAGAGUUAUAUGCGAGGAACUUCUUAUGUGGAACCCCGAUAUAAUCUGCUUGCAGGAAGUGGACAAGUUUUUUGAUGUUUCAGAAAUCAUGGAGAAAGCAGGCUAUGUUGGAUCAUACACGAGACGCACUGGAGAUGUUAUUGAUGGAUGUGCUAUAUUCUGGAAAGCUCACAAGUUUCGACUGAUAGAUGAAGAGAGCAUCGAAUUCAAGAGGUUCAAUCUUCGUGACAAUGUUGCUCAACUUUCUGUGCUGGAGAUGUCCAAAGUUAAAUCAAGAAAAUUAAUGAUUGGUAACAUCCACGUGCUUUACAACCCAAGCAGGGGGGAUGUCAAAUUAGGUCAAAUUCGUUAUCUGUUGUCGAGGGCAGAGAUUCUUUCAGAGAAAUGGAGCAAUCUUCCUUUUGUUCUUGCUGGUGAUUUCAAUAGUACUCCAGAGAGUGCAAUAUACAAGUUCUUAUCAUCAUCCGAGCUAAACUUCAUGUCCUAUGACCGAAGAGAGUUAUCCGGGCAAUCAGGAUGCCAUCCUGCUGAAGUUCUGGGUGUAAAAAAGGAAUCCUGGAGACCUUUUUCCUGCUUGGGAAGUCAAACAAAAGGUUUCUGGACUGAAGAAGAGGUGAAAGCUGCUGCUGGAAGUGCCGACUCCCAAGUGGUGGGGAAUCCCUUUAGGCUUACCAGCUCCUAUGCUACACUGAAGGGUCCUACUACAACACGAGGAGCCACUGGAGAACCAUUGGCUACUUCCUACCCCUCCAAGUUUCUUGGAACUGUGGAUUAUAUUUGGUACUCUGAUGGUCUUAUUCCUACACGGGUUGUUGAUACCGUUCCCAUUGAUAUUCUUCUGAGAACAGGCGGCCUUCCAUGCGAGAAGGUGGGCAGCGAUCAUUUACCCUUGGUUUCUGAAAUUGCCUUCACAAAAACAUCAGGAUGAAAGCAAUACCAAUAGCCAAUAACUACAUGUAAGUGAGGGUUCAGACUAAAAAGCAAAAUAGGUAUCAAAGUAAGUGCAAAGAAUUGGUGGACUGCCUUAAUACAUAUAUAUGAACUCUGCUCAUUUGUGUUUAGAUAGAGAAUUGGAAAUAAUACAUGCAGGUAUUCUUUGUAAACUAUAGGUGAAGCAGAUAUAGAUCAUUAUAUUCAACAGC